Messenger RNA from Truncatella angustata, 2094 nucleotides. Its product is annotated as MFS phosphate transporter. The record is from RefSeq and is a predicted model, not a curated record. The transcript has 2 exons. Gene Ontology annotation, cellular component: membrane. Gene Ontology annotation, biological process: transmembrane transport. The coding region runs from base 1 to 2094 and encodes 697 amino acids. NCBI's taxonomy places the organism in Eukaryota, Fungi, Ascomycota, Sordariomycetes, Amphisphaeriales, Sporocadaceae. Gene Ontology annotation, molecular function: transmembrane transporter activity.
AUGCCUGGUUUAAAGAACCGUCACCAUGAGCAGGAGCCGCCUAUCGGCGAGAUUCCUGUUCCUCACGGCCCUGCUUUUGGCAAUGAGUACGAAGACUACCCCCAAGGCAUGCCCCCCGCCACAGAGUAUGAGAAGGAAAUCUUCAAGCACAUUACUCAGCCGGAUGACUCUUUUACACCCGAUGGUGUGUACUGGGCCGAUCUGCCGUUCUGGAAGCGAUGGCGCUUCGUCAAUCAGGUGGACAGAGCCGAGGCCGCAGCUGAGCUCGGCACCAUCUGGUCAAUGAUGAAGAAGGAUCCUCUGAGCCCUCUGGGUUGGUAUUGGAGACACGCUAUACUUCCCGGUGCUGGACUCGGUCUCGAGGGCUACACUCUUUUCUCUAUUGGUAACCUCGAGCCAUUGUUCAAGGAUGUCUGGCCUCAGUGCUGGAGCAAAUACACCGUCUGCAGCCACAACUGGGUGUCAUCGAUUACCUACCUUGAAGUUAUUGGUAUCAUGGUCGGUCAAGUUGGCGUUGGUUUUAUUGGCGACGCCAUUGGACGACGAUGGGGUCUCAUUCAAGAUGCCGUGAUCAUGUUCCUCGGUCUCUGUAUUCUCACAGGCUCCUGGGGUGUCACGCUCAACGGCUGGAUCAUCUGCUACGCAUGGGCUCUUUUCUUCUACGGAUUUGGUGUCGGUGGAGAGUACCCUAUCACUGCGACCUCUUCUAUGGAAAAUGCCGUUACCGCUGGAAAGAUGUCGACUCGGGAUGACCGUCUGCACCGUGGCCGCAAGGUCACCAUGGCUUUCUUGAUGCAAGGAUGGGGUCAGUUCGUGAACCAGGUUCUCCUCAUCGUGCUCAUGUUCAUCUUCAAUCGCGGUUACGGCAACCCGCCCUACAGCGAGACGGCUACGCAGUGGGUUUUCCGUCUCUCUUUCGCCAUUCCUGCUCUUGGAACGCUAUGGCUCGUCUACUACCGUACCUGGAAGAUGCCGCAAGCCAGCAAGAAGCUACAGCAAGCCAAGAAGAAGGCCAACGUUACCGGUUAUGAUACCAAGUCUAUGAAAUUGACCUUCAAGAACUUUGGUGGACGUAUCCUUGCUACAGCCGGUGGCUGGUUCUGCAACGAUGUCUUCUUCUACGGCAACAAGCUUUUCCAGGGACAAUUCAUCAACAUCGUGUCGGACAACCCCUCGUCAGUCAUGACAACCUGGACCUGGAAUCUGGUCAACAUUGUGGUCUCACUCUGUGGUUACCACUUGGCCUCUUUGUUGAUUGAUAACAAGAUGUACGGCCGUAAGAUGAUGCAGCAGGUUGGCUUCUUCAUGUGCUUCAUCAUGUUCGUCAUCCCAGCUUUCAACUACAAGUACUACACCAGCCCGGCCGGCAUUCACGCUUUCCAGGCCAUGUACUUCCUGUCGUCUUUCUUCAACCAAUUCGGCCCGAACGCUGUCACUUUCCUCGUUGCUGGUGAAGUCUUCCCGACCCAGAUUCGUGCCAGUGCUCACGGUUUCUCUGCCAUGAUCGGAAAGUCUGGGGCUCUACUUGCCUCCGUUUUGUACAACUACAUCGACAACCAGACCAAGUUCUACGUCGUGCCUUGGUUUGGCCUCGCUGGAAUGCUUAUGACUUUCCUCUGGCUCCCUGACACCACUGGUCUUGAUCUGAAGGAGCAAGAGCGCCGUUGGCAAUACAUCCUCAGCGGCCAUCCAGAGGACUACCAUGGUAUCGCUAUUCACCCGAAGCAUUUGUCUCUAUGGGAGCGCUUGAUGGGUGUCGGAAAGGCCUACCACCCUGACACCGAUCUGAAGGCCAAGAUUCGUGAUAUCAGAGCCGACUGGGAGGAGAAGCGGGCCGCUAGGCAAGACCCAGAGCAAGCCGACCUUGUUGAUGAUGAUGACGAAGACCUCACCGACGAGAUCCACAGCUACUUCACCACCGGUCAGGCACCUAAGGGUCGCGGUCUCGAGUACCUGAACAAGGAGAACAAGUACUUCAACAAGCAGAAGGGUGCCGCCGAUGCAUCCCCAGCGCAAGAGGGUGAUCAUACGAAGACAGACGAGAUCAACGAAAUUUCCGAAAAGGACCAUGGAUCUGCUUCGUCAUCUUCCUAG